Molecule: messenger RNA, 2893 nt
Organism: Paramecium octaurelia
Lineage: Eukaryota; Ciliophora; Oligohymenophorea; Peniculida; Parameciidae
Source: the annotation of a GenBank genome assembly
AUGGAUUUGAUUACAACUAAUAAAUCAAUAGUCUGUAUAUUGGGGGAUUAUAAGGAGAAACUCAAAAAUCAACUAAGUAAUUUUGAAGGCGGAAUGCAAUAGUAGAUUUCAUAUUAAUGAACUUAGAUUUAUAAUAUUGCUAGAAUUGGAAUACAAGAAAUUAGCUCAUUAAGGAGGUGGUAUUAUGAAAUUGUCUUGGUUGAAUAAACUUAAAACAGUAAUUUUAGUAAUUAAUAUAAUAGUUUCCAUCUGUUGUAAUUUGGAUUUACGAUAUUUCAGAAUGUAUUGAUUCUAUUAAUUAUAGCUGAAAAACUUAAUAGCUUAUUAGACAACUAUAAUUCUUUAAAGCAGACACUCUUAUUGGCUAAGAAGUUUCAACCCAAAAUCAUAAUCAUACUUACGGGUAGAAAUGUGGGAGGCUUUGAUUUCAAUUAUUUAAAAAAGGAAAUAGAUUUAAGAAAAGUGUUUGCAGUAGAAUUUGAGAACAUUGGACAAUAAUUAAAAAGGUACAUAAGAUGAUUUAAUUGAUAAGAUUAAAAAAAAUGAUUGUUGAGGAUUCGUAAAAUUUUUAUUAGGAACUCUUCAACAGAUAUAAGGCAGAUGCUAGUAAUUUAUAGAAGCAAGAAAUGAGCGAUUAAAAGUUGAUUCUUGAAAUUAAGAAGACUUUGAUUAGUGAAAUUGAGAAUAAUAGUAAGAAAACAAAUAAGCAUCUGUAACAAUCAUAUGAGAUUGUCACAUAACUUGCCUCAAAAAGAAGAGAACUAUUAACAUUCACUGAAGACAACUCUUUUUAUUUGUCAUAUGAACUGCUACUAUAAGCAGAAGAAUAUAGAGAAGUAUUGUUUAUUUGUGAGAUAGCAAGAUUGCUGAUCAAUUGAGAUUCAAGUUAUUUAGAAACCUAGAAUACUAAGAUGUCAUUUAAUAAUUUGAAAUUCAUUUUAAGACUUUUAAAAAUAUUAUCUAAUACAAUCUAUUUGAUAUUCAAGAAUAUUUGUGGAGAGUAAAGAUCUUUACAUCAAUUAUUAGAUUUUUAGAAUCAAAGAUUUUAACUGUUAAUUAUAAUGUAGUCUAUAACUAUUGUUAAGUAAUCUUGUAUAAUUAUCAUAGACAACCCUUUUAUCAUAUAUAAAAUUAUUAAAUCUGGGAUAGUAAUAAACAAAUGCAUAGAUGGAAUAAUAUGGUUGUUAGAUAUAUAAAUCAGAACCUGAGUUUUUAGGGAGACCAAAUUACGUAAUCAGAGAAAAUGAUCAAAUCAUAGAGAUAAAGAGUGAAAAAAAGAGAUACUAUUAUUAAUAGAUAAUGAAUUUUAGGCAAAAGGAGAUCGAAUUAGCUCCAGAUGUUUCAUUUAUUUUUGAUAUCUGGAAAUAAUACAAUGACAAUGGUUAAGUUACUUAUUAAUAUACAAAUAUUUAUUUUAAAUAUUUGCAAAUCUUGAUCCAAAAAAACUUUGAUUUGAAACUACAAAUCCAAGACAAUUUGAUUUAAUUUGGAUUGAUAGAAGAAUACAAAAAUUUAAUAUACCUUCAAUAUCAAACAGCUCCACUUAUUAAAUAGAUUUAAUUGUUAAGUGAGAUAUUGCUUUAUGAGCAAAGCAAAAUUACAGAUAUUAAAAAAUUAGCCUCCUAAUUAACUGAAAAAUUAGACAUAGUUGUGCCAGCAAAUUCAUUUAUCUCUAUUUCUAAAUUAGAAUCAGAUGAAUCAUUUGUCUAGUUAAAAAUUGAAAUGAAUAUCAACUAGUAAAUUUUGGAUUUGAUUGAGACUGGAAUUAUUUACUGUAGAAAUUAUGAAAUCGAAUUUAUUGCUACUCAAAAUUCAGUUUUAUAAACUGAUAAAGCUAUUGAAAAACCUGUUUAAAUUAAACUGUUUGGAAAAUAUUUGUAAUAAAUACUUUUUAUUUUAUAGGGAUAAAUUAUCUGUCACAAUCAUUUGUCAAGAUGUUGACUUAUUUUCAAACAAGUACAAAGUUAGCUAUUUGUCCUAAAAAUAAAGAGAUCCUCCCAUCAUCAAUUUUUCUUCUGAUAUCGCUUAUAUAAAUGAAAUUAAUGAAAUAUAAGUUGAGUUAAGCUAUUCAACUGAAAUUGAGCUCAUAGGCUUUAAUUUAAACAAAAAUACUUUAUAGAAAUUUAAAGAAACUGAUAAUAAGAUAAUAAAAACAAACAAAUUUACAAUUUUAAUUACAGAAACCUAAAUUCAAGAAAAAAAUAUUUGUUUUAGAAUACUAGGAGACAUUAUUACCAAGAAAAUUAAAUUUAUGUUUCCUUUUACAUACAAAGUUAAACUUAAACAAUUGAGUAGUGUAUAUUAAAAUGCUUAAAAUCGAAAUAAGAAUUCCGUCAGCUCUUUUAGUAGAUGCAGUUUAUAAUUGGAAAUAUACGAUUUAGUUCCUGAAGAAACUGAAUUUGUCCCAGUAGUAGAUUUAGACUUCUACAAUAAAAAUAAAUUUAAUGUGAUAUUCUAAACAAGAGAGCAAACAAGUUAUUUAUAAUUUGGAUAUUUCAGGGUUAAAUAUUAGAGAAACUCUAACAGAUAUGAAAUUAAUGUUUAUGUUAAUGAUGUGAUUGUGUAAUCUUAUUUGCAAAAUGUAGAAAUCAUAUCACCACCAACUUGCAAAACUCAACAAACUUUUGAGAUUUAAGUUAAAUUGAAGACUUCGGAAGCAUAGAAUUUCUUCAUUUAAUUAAAGGACUAAGAAAAAAAACAAUUUUUUGUUAUGGGAAAAGUGAAAUAGAUGAUUUGGGUAAAUGAUGAGGUCAUUUUAUCAUAUCUAUUAUUCCCUAUAGACAUUGGUAAGUGUAAUCUACCAGGAAUAUAAAUUGAAAUUAGAUAACCUAAUAAUCCUAUUCAAUUAGUAUUUGACUCAUCAGGAAUGAAAUCUAUAUUAAUAUUACCUUGA